AAUUCUAGCAAAUGCAGAGAGCUGAUUUGCUUAGGUUUGGGAACAGAGGUAUUUCCUUCAAAGGGAUGGGAAAAUCAAAAUUGUUCGUGAAUUCCGUUUUUUGUACUCACAUUGUUUUUUUUUAAUCUUUCAGCUAGGGUUGUGUGAGAAAACAGAGGAGAACAUCAAGUGCCUGAGGAAAGUGGAAAGAUAUGGAAGAGAAUGUUGAGACAACAAAAACACCCAAAGAGAAGAGAGAGAAUCGGAGGCCUGUGUGUGAAAAAACUGUUCUGCACAAAGCGGCCCAUGAUGGCAAUUUGAAAGCCCACAGAGUGAAGAAAAAAUAUAAACGCCUAGACUGUGGAAAGAGUUUCCCAGAGAGUAGAGUACUUAUUGAACAUCAAAGAACGUACACAGGGGAGAAACCAUUUGACUGCCUAGAAUGUGGAAAAGCAUUUAGUCAGAAAGGAACGCUUACUAGCCACCAACGAAUUCACUCAGGGGAGAAACUAUUUAAAUGCCUAGAAUGCGGAAGGAGUUUCUCCCAGAGUGGUACCCUUCAAGUACAUCAAAGAACUCACACAGGGGAAAAGCCAUUUAAAUGUCCAGAAUGUGGAAAGCACUUCCGAAGUGCCUCAAACAUUAAUUCCCAUCAAACUACUCACUCAGGAAAGAAACCAUAUAAAUGCCUGAAUUGUGGAAAGAACUUCAGUCAGCCCUCUCUCCUUAUUUCUCAUCAAAGAACACACACGGAUGAGAAACCGUAUGAAUGUUUACAAUGUGGAAAGAGCUUCAGAUACAACUCAGCACUUCAUUCUCAUCAAAGAACUCACACAGGAGGGAAAAGAUUUCAGUACCUAGAGUGUAGUAAGAGCUUCCAUCAGAGGUACGACCUUGCAUCCCAUCAGAGAAUUCACACAGGAGAGAAACCAUUUGAAUGUUUGCAGUGCAGAAAGAGCUACUGUCUCAAGAUAAGUCUUAAGAGUCACCAGAGAAUUCACACAGAAAAGAAUCAGUGUCUUGACUGUGGAAAAAACUUUAGGCAGAAGGCUGCCCUUAUUUCCCACCAGAGAAUUCACACAGGAGAGAAACCAUUUGAAUGUUUGCAGUGUGGAAAGAGCUUCCAUCUCGAGUUGAGUCUUAAGAGUCACCAGAGAAUUCACACAGGAGAGAAACCAUUUGAAUGUUUGCAGUGCAGAAAGAGCUUCCAUCUCGGGAUGAGUCUUAAGAGUCACCAGAGAAUUCACACAGAAAACAACACAUUUCAGUGUCUUGACUGUGGAAAAAGUCUGGCAUACCUUUAGCCAGAAGUAUGCCCUUAUUUCCCACCAGGGAAUUCAUACAGGAGAGAAACCAUAUCAGUGCCUGGAGUGUGGAAAGAACUUCAUUCUCAGACCAUCACUUUCAUUACAUCAAAGAACACACAGAGGGGAGAAACCAUUUAAAUGCUUGAAGUGUGGAAAGAGCUUUGAACGAGGGGAGUAUCUUACAUUACAUCAAAAAACACACACAGAUACCUCUUCAGAAGAGGAGCACCCUGAUCCCCUAGAACAACCCAUUCCUACAGUUGACCUGAGGCAACAAGAGAGAUUCCUCAUCAGCAGUGCCUCAUCUAACAUUCCCAGCAGCCCUUUCAAAUCUGCCUUGAGCCCACUCAUGAUUCCAAGCUCUCCUUCCUCCACUCACAGCUCAGCAGAGCAGCAGUGGCAGUGUAUCAGGUGGGAUACUCAGAGCCACGGUGGGAGUGUCCACCUGACUCCUAGAAUCCCCUUUCAUCCAGGGAAUACUUCCUGAGCAUGUGUCUACUCAGGAACAUGGGUCUGCUUAUGAGGAGGAAGGCCCAGCUGUGACUACUAAUCGACCACACUCAGAUGUAUCUGCAGAAACUGGGUCUGACAAAAUCUGUGUUCUCUUGCCCAGAGCUUUCCUUGGUUAACACCUCCCACAGAGCAGUCUGACCCCAUUUUUGAGCUUACGAUAGGAAAAACUAUUUAGGUGCCUGGAAUAUGAAAGGCGUUUAAAGCUGAGCACACAGCUUAUGGAAAGGCUGCCUUGGACAUAAUUUAGCUAAGGUAGAAUUAGUAGAAAAUCUCUAAAUAUGUUGGAAGGAGGGCUUAACAGUCAUCAAGGAAUUCAUGCUGUGCAAAGCCCCAGAAGUGUUCUGGUUAUAAGUAAGAUUUUUUACAAGAAUCAAAAAUUAUAUGUGCAUUUGUAUUUGGGUAUAUGCCAGACACACCCAUGGACUGUGGGGUGUGAUUUAGAAGAAAACUCACAUGAAAUCCUCUGCCUAGAAGAAAGGCCAUGUAAACAUACAGGAGAAUGGGAAGGAACCAAUGCCCCAGGGAGGUUGUGGGCUCUUCCACGCUGGAGGCAUUUAAGAUGCAACUGGACAGCCAU
Varanus komodoensis (Komodo dragon) is the source of this 2376-nucleotide messenger RNA. RefSeq names its product zinc finger protein 180-like. The transcript has a single exon. The record is from RefSeq and is a predicted model, not a curated record. Bases 192 to 1283 code for a protein of 363 amino acids. NCBI's taxonomy places the organism in Eukaryota, Metazoa, Chordata, Lepidosauria, Squamata, Varanidae.